Messenger RNA from Thamnophis sirtalis, 443 nucleotides. NCBI's taxonomy places the organism in Eukaryota, Metazoa, Chordata, Lepidosauria, Squamata, Natricidae. The record is from RefSeq and is a predicted model, not a curated record.
UCGGAUAUGUACAGUUUGGGCGUCAUCCUAUUCGAACUCUUCCAGCCGUUUGGAACAGAAAUGGAGAGGACAAAAGUUCUGAUGGGCUUAAGACAGGGCAACCUCCCGCUCACUUUUUGUGGGAAGUGGCCAAUACAGGCCAGAUACGUGAAGCUGCUGACCAGCGACGCCUCAUCGCGCAGACCGACGGCUCUCCAGCUGCUGGAAAGCGAACUCUUCCAUAAUUCAGCAAAUGUCAUUUGUGCUCUUCAGCAGAAAGUGAUGAAGCAAGAAGAAGAAAUCAAACUGCUGAAAGAAAAAAUUAAGCUACUGUUACAAGAGAGGGAUGAAAGAGACAGAAUUAAGCCACUCGGCUCUCCUGUUUAAGUGAACCAAAAGUAUUUGUCAUUGUGUUACUUUCAACAUGUCUUUAUUUUUUUAUAUAAAAUAUUCCAGGCCUACAA